This is a messenger RNA of Pleurotus ostreatus (oyster mushroom), 1623 nucleotides long. RefSeq lists its product as uncharacterized. Gene Ontology annotation, cellular component: nucleus; cytoplasm. The coding region runs from base 1 to 1623 and encodes 540 amino acids. The record is from RefSeq and is a predicted model, not a curated record. Gene Ontology annotation, biological process: DNA damage response. Gene Ontology annotation, molecular function: phosphatase activity. NCBI's taxonomy places the organism in Eukaryota, Fungi, Basidiomycota, Agaricomycetes, Agaricales, Pleurotaceae. The transcript is spliced from 8 exons.
AUGUUCCAAAGUCCAUAUCCCCCUUACGACCCCAUUGACAAAUCUGGGCAAACGGUGGUGAAACGAUGGCCCGUAAUCAUCACAGGCAUUAUUGAUAGACUCUGUCGAAUAAACCACGACUUGACGUUGGAGAUCCAACAAGCCUUGCAACCUUCAAGCCUGCCCGAUGCUCAAGCCAAGAUCACGGAAAGCAAAGGCAUUAUCGAGCAGAUCAGUAAACUGAAGUACCAUAUGGGCAGGGACCACCCUUUGGAACCACUGGUAGAUGAUACAGACCCUAUGAUCAAGACAUAUAACGAGGAACUGGAGCUUCUGGCUGCGCAAGGCAAGAACACUUGGUUCACAGCGCCAUGGCUGUAUGCAGAUCUGUUCAGCAAGACGCAGCACUGGAGGGAAUUCGAUCCAUUCUUUUCCCAAAAGAUGGAUAUGUUCAAACAAAGCCGAGUGGCAAUCCUCCAGCUGGCCAAAACAAUGAAAGAGCUCGAGGUGGAUCAUGAUAUGAUCCAGACAGAUCCAUCAAAACUUGCUGUCCUAUUCAAAGAAAUGAUCCAGAUGUGUCUGUGCUUGUUUUCUCAGGAUUUGUCACUGCUCACUCAUCUGACGCAGUCGGAUAUCGAGCAUUUACAAACCGUAGGAAAGGACGCCCAAACAGCGCGCAAGGAAUUCAUUCUCCGAGAUGACCAAGAGGCGGCAUGGAAACAUCUUGAGACUCUACAUAACAGCCGAAUAGAUUUCGUCCUAGACAACGCCGGAUUCGAGGUGAGGCGUCCAACAGACAACCGCAAUGCACAUGUUUAUCUUCCUACACACAGCUCUUCACAGAUUUUGUGUUCGCUGACUUCUUGGUCUCGCACACGCCUUUCGUUUCAUCAGUCGUCUUUCAGUAUGUCCAACCCUCCCGACUCAUACAGCAACUUGUCUAAUAGUAACCACUCCAGCCCGAAAUUAAUCCCGUGGUUUGUCUCGGACGUCACACCUCCCGACUUUUCCGUAACUAUAUCCUCAUUACUGGAUCCUUCCUUCUUCCCACCUCCCACAGCCGACGAGACCGUCGAUCCAUCGCUCUACAGCGACCUCUUCCACAUGGUCUCCCGGUGGCAGAAAUACGUAGAUGACGGGACAUUCAAGCUUUCUGUUCCCUUGAACACCCCUCUAGGAGCGUUUCGACUUGAUAGCACUGACUCCAACUUGGCCAAUUUCUGGACCUCGCCGUACCCAUAUUGGGAUAUGGAGAGUCGGGCACCAUUGCUCUGGAAAUCUCUGUCAGAGAGUGGACUGGUGAUAUUUAAGGUACGACCAGGAACAGAAGACCUAUCUACUUUCAUUAAUCCUAUCGCAAGUAGGUUCAUCCUCGUAUCUUACCGCCAAGCCGCCGUUUUAUAUAGGGCUUCUGGUAGGCUUACUGGAGAUGUCAAGUGGCCUGCUUGGACGCCAUUCAAUCAAGCGGUUGGCCCUCUUGCUGGGUCAUUUCCGCUGCUCAGCCUGAGAACCAACAAAGCAGACGUUGUAGUUGGCGUGGACAAGGACAUCGCGCAGCGCUUAGAUCAGUCAGACGAGAAAUGGAGAGUGAAUGGACGGUGUGUUUCCUUUCUGCCAAACGAAGGCAAUGCUAAGCUCAGAUAG